GGAAACGCGUGGUUGGCAUGCGCCCACAAGCCUCAACGAUGGCCUUUUUGUGGUUGUGCACUUGUUCGCUUACUUGUUUGGCUGUGGGUAGCACGGAUUUCUCGAGAUUCUGGCUCUCCAAUGGUUGCUCAGCUCGAACAAUCCAGUGAUCUGAAGUCUCGCCAACACCCAGGCCUGUGAAUUGAAAUAGGCACAUCGACAUAUUCUACGACUACACAUCUCUCAGCUUGCGAAGUUCUCAGACUCUGAGAUUUGUCAUCCACGAAGCCCGUCACCAUGGCAGCAGCCACCGCGUCCGCCAUCAGCAGCACCACCUUCGCCGGCCAGAGCGUGCUCAAGGGACAGAGCGAGCUCUCCAAGAAGGUCGGCAAUGUCGACGCCAGGAUCACCAUGAGGAGGACCAAGACCAGCACCCCAGAGAGCAUCUGGUACGGUCCCGACAGACCCAAGUUCUUGGGCCCGUUCUCUGAGGCGACCCCAUCGUACCUGACCGGAGAGUUCCCGGGAGACUACGGGUGGGACACCGCGGGGCUCUCGGCUGACCCCGAGACCUUCUCCAAGAACCGGGAGCUCGAGGUGAUCCACUCGCGCUGGGCAAUGCUCGGAACAUUGGGAAUGAUCUUCCCCGAGCUUCUGGCCAAGAACGGCAUCACCUUCGGCGAGCCCAUCUGGUUCAAGGCCGGGUCGCAGAUCUUCGCCGAUGGCGGUCUGAACUACCUCGGCAACGAGAACCUGAUCCACGCGCAGAGCAUUCUGGCCAUCCUCGGAUGCCAGGUUGUUCUCAUGGGCCUGAUCGAGGGUUACCGAGUGGGAGGCGGCCCUCUGGGCGCUGACCUCGACCCGAUCUACCCCGGAGGCGCUUUCGACCCCUUGGGUCUUGCCAACGACCCCGACACCUUCGCCGAGCUCAAGGUGAAGGAGAUCAAGAACGGCCGUCUGGCCAUGUUUUCCGCCUUCGGAUUCUUCGUCCAGGCCAUCGUCACCGGCAAGGGACCUCUGGACAACUUGCUGAGCCACAUCGCUGACCCCGCCACCAACAAUGCCUGGGCCUACGCCACCGCCUUCACCCCCGGCCAGUAAGCGCUGGACGCUCUGAGGGAUUUCGUUCAGUGGAUGGAUAUGCCGCCGGAGUCUUCGAUCUAUCGAUCGCUGGCGAGGCAAUGGAACGGAAUUGGAGCGAGCGCGGCUCGUGUACUAUGCGAACCUUGAUUGUACAGUUGCAAUUUUGCCUCCCACUUGAUCUCGUUUAGAAUGUAAUUGUAGAGCACGAUCACUGGGAUUUACUGAUGGACUCGUCGAUGUAUACCCAUAUAUAAACGAACCAUUUUCAAGUUGUUAUCUUUCC
Marchantia polymorpha subsp. ruderalis is the source of this 1345-nucleotide messenger RNA. NCBI's taxonomy places the organism in Eukaryota, Viridiplantae, Streptophyta, Marchantiopsida, Marchantiales, Marchantiaceae. The record is from the annotation of a GenBank genome assembly.